GCCCGCCCUCCCCCGAAGCCCCGGAGAGGAUCGGGACCCAGAGCCCCCCACCCGCCAUGGGGCUGCUGUCCGACCCCCACUGCCGGCGGGCGCUCUCCCGCCUGGUCCUGCGCCUCAACACCCCCCUCUGCCUCCUGAGCUACCUGCUGGGUCUGGGGUGGUUCCUGGCCCUGCCCCUGCCCCCUCUGGCCCCCCGUACCUACAUGUCAGAGAACGCCAUGGGAUCCACCAUGGUGGAGGAGACGUUUGGGAUGGGGGAGCGGGCGCUCUCCUACGCACGCGAGUUUGCGGGGCACAAGAAAAAAGCGGGGGGCAUGCCAGUGGCCUGGCUGGAGAGGACCAUGUGGAGCCUGGGGCUGGAGGUUCACCGCCAGCCCUUCACCCUCACCCUGCCCUUCCCCGACGAGACCCGUGAGCGAUACAUGGUGAAGGGCACCAAUGUCUACGGGAUCCUGCGGGCGCCGCGGGCGUCCAGCACCGAGGCGCUGGUGCUGAGCGUGCCCUGCUCCCCGGGGACUCAAAACAACCAAGCCCUAGGGCUGAUGUUGGCCCUCGCCGCACACUUCAGAGGCCAGAUCUACUGGGCCAAGGACAUCAUCUUCCUGGUGAAUGAGCACGACCUGCUGGGCAUGGAAGCCUGGCUGGAGGCGUACCACGACAUCAACCUCACUGAGGUGCAGUCCUCAGGGGCACUGGGCCGGGCAGGGGCCAUCCAGGCAGCCAUCUCCCUGGAGCUCAGCAGUGAUGUGGUGACCAGCCUGGAUGUGGGGGUGGAGGGGCUGAACGGGCAGCUGCCCAACCUCGACCUCCUCAACCUCUUCCACGCCUUCUGCCAGAAGAACGGGCUGCUCUGCACCAUCCAGGGCAAGCUCCCCCGCCCCGAGGGGGACUCCCUCCCUGCCUACGCCCACAGCCUGCAGACCCUCCUGCUGAUGGUGCUGGCCCAGGCCUCAGGCAGACCCCGGGGGGACCACGGGCUCUUCCUGCGCUACCGCAUCGAGGCCAUCACCCUGCGGGGCAUCAACAGCUUCAGGCAGUACAAAUACGACCUGACCACCCUGGGAAAGACCCUGGAGGGGAUGUUUCGGAAGCUGAACAACCUCCUGGAGCGCCUGCACCAGUCCUACUUCUUCUACCUCCUGCCCUCCCUCUCACGCUUUGUCUCCAUCGGGCUCUAUAUGCCGGCCUUCGGCUUCCUCAUCCUCGUCCUCAUCCUCAAGGCCCUGGACCUCUGGAUGAAGCUCAGCAAGGGAGAGACGGGCAACGCCGAGCGGCUCUGGGACGGCGACCAUGGGGUCAGGGAGGUGGAGCCUCGUCCUGGUCUGCUGGCCCUGGUGCCACCGCUGGUGGUGUGCCACGCUGCCGGGCUGGCCCUCUACUUCCUGCCAGUGCUGGGCCAGCACGUGGCCACCCAGCACUUCCCGGUGUCCGAGGCCGAAGCCGUGGUCCUCACCCUCAUCGCCAUCUACGUGGCGGGCAUGGCCCUGCCCCACAACGCCCACAGGGCGCUGUCGGGGGGUGGCAGUGACCGUGGGUGGAUGGUGCUGAAGUUGGUGGCCCUGCUCUACUUGGCACUGCAGCUGGGCUGCCUCGCUCUCCUCAACUUCUCCCUGGGCUUCAUCCUGGCAGCCACCAUGGUGCCUGCAGCCGCCGCCGUCACCCCCAACGGGCCCAGGGUGCUGCUGGGGGUGCUGCUGGUGCUGGGGACGCCAGCGGUGACGCUGCUGCUGACCAUCUUCCUGCAGCGGGAGCUGGAGGAGGCCCCGGCAGGGCUGGGGGAGGGCUGGCAGCUCUUCCUGGGGGCACUGGGCGAGGGGCUACUCCAGCACCACCUCUACGGGUCCAUCCUUUACCCCUUCCUGGCCCUCGGAGCCCACCCCUGCUGGCUGCUGCUCUGGAACGUGCUCUGCUGGAAGUGAGGGGCACGGACACACGGACAGACCCACGGAAGGAUGUGCAGACCAAGCGGCUCGUGGAAGAGUUCACGGAUGGACAGACCCAUGGACCAAUCCACGGAUGGAUGGACAGACAAAACCACGGAUGGACUCAUGGAUGGCCCCACUGACCAACUCGCAGGUGGACAUGUGGAUCAGUCCACGGAUGGAUGGACAGACCCAAGGAUGGAUGGAGGGACAGAUCCAUACAUGGACC
This is a messenger RNA of Calypte anna (Anna's hummingbird), 2151 nucleotides long. It is a transcript of the gene GPAA1, whose product is annotated as glycosylphosphatidylinositol anchor attachment 1. Gene Ontology annotation, cellular component: GPI-anchor transamidase complex; membrane. The transcript is spliced from 13 exons. NCBI's taxonomy places the organism in Eukaryota, Metazoa, Chordata, Aves, Apodiformes, Trochilidae. Bases 57 to 1919 code for a protein of 620 amino acids. The record is from RefSeq and is a predicted model, not a curated record. Gene Ontology annotation, biological process: attachment of GPI anchor to protein.